This is a messenger RNA of Saccharomyces eubayanus, 1110 nucleotides long. It is a transcript of the gene PPH21, whose product is annotated as phosphoprotein phosphatase 2A catalytic subunit PPH21. Gene Ontology annotation, biological process: mitotic cell cycle; peptidyl-serine dephosphorylation. Gene Ontology annotation, cellular component: cytosol. The record is from RefSeq and is a predicted model, not a curated record. Bases 1 to 1110 code for a protein of 369 amino acids. The transcript has a single exon. Gene Ontology annotation, molecular function: protein serine/threonine phosphatase activity. Lineage: Eukaryota; Fungi; Ascomycota; Saccharomycetes; Saccharomycetales; Saccharomycetaceae.
AUGGAUGCAGAUUUAGACGUCCCAAUGCAAGAUGCUGUCACCGAACAGUUGACGCCCACAGUGUCUGAAGACAUGGACAUGAACAAUAAUCCGGGAGAUAAUAACGAAGAAGAAUUUUCUAUUGAAGACUUAAAGCCAGGCUCCUCGGGCAUAGCAGACCAUAAGUCGUCCAAGCCACUUGAACUAACCAAUACGAAUAUAAACCAGCUCGACCAAUGGAUUGAGCACCUUGGUAAGUGUGAGCCAUUAUCGGAAGACGAUGUGGCUCGGCUAUGUAAGAUGGCAGUUGACGUGUUACAAUUCGAGGAAAACGUCAAGCCGAUCAACGUCCCCGUGACCAUUUGUGGUGACGUGCACGGCCAAUUCCAUGACCUGUUAGAGCUGUUUAAGAUCGGUGGCCCCUGCCCGGACACCAAUUACCUUUUCAUGGGUGACUACGUGGAUAGAGGAUAUUACUCCGUCGAAACCGUUUCCUAUUUAGUAGCCAUGAAGGUCAGAUACCCGCAUAGAAUCACUAUACUGAGGGGUAAUCACGAGUCGAGACAAAUCACCCAAGUAUACGGGUUCUAUGAUGAAUGUUUAAGGAAAUACGGCAGUGCGAAUGUUUGGAAAAUGUUCACCGAUCUGUUCGAUUAUUUCCCCAUUACAGCUUUAGUAGACAACAAGAUWUUCUGUCUACAUGGCGGUCUUUCGCCCAUGAUAGAGACCAUAGAUCAAGUCAGAGAGCUGAACAGAAUACAGGAAGUGCCUCACGAAGGCCCCAUGUGUGACCUCCUAUGGUCCGAUCCUGAUGAUAGAGGCGGAUGGGGGAUUAGUCCCAGAGGUGCAGGCUUCACUUUUGGUCAAGACGUCAGUGAGCAAUUCAAUCAUACCAAUGAUCUAUCACUAAUAGCAAGAGCCCAUCAACUGGUCAUGGAAGGUUAUGCCUGGACUCAUCAACAAAACGUAGUCACCAUCUUUAGUGCUCCCAAUUACUGUUAUAGAUGCGGUAAUCAGGCAGCAAUCAUGGAAGUGGAUGAAAAUCAUAAUAGACAAUUCUUACAAUACGACCCAUCCGUAAGACCUGGUGAACCUAGCGUCAGUAGAAAGACACCAGAUUACUUUUUAUGA